Messenger RNA from Musa acuminata AAA Group (dessert banana), 2988 nucleotides. Its product is annotated as dehydration-responsive element-binding protein 2C-like. The record is from RefSeq and is a predicted model, not a curated record. Lineage: Eukaryota; Viridiplantae; Streptophyta; Magnoliopsida; Zingiberales; Musaceae. Gene Ontology annotation, biological process: response to stress; positive regulation of DNA-templated transcription. The transcript has a single exon. Gene Ontology annotation, molecular function: transcription cis-regulatory region binding; DNA-binding transcription factor activity. Gene Ontology annotation, cellular component: nucleus. The coding region runs from base 2273 to 2860 and encodes 195 amino acids.
UGAUCUUCGCCCAUUGAAAGAAGAUCUUUAGUAAAAGCCGAUGGCCUCAAAGGAAGAGAAUUCGGAAGUGGAUGUAGGUCGGGAUGAUCGAACUAUUAUAAAUCGAUUUGAUUUACUAUUGCAUAUUGACCUACUUAGUAAGCAAUUCUUAUUCGCACUUCUUGAUAAUCAUAUUUUUAAUACUUGUUUCAUCAAACAAACUUUCAAAUCGAAAUUUUUCGAAAGCACUAAUUCACCCCCCCCCUCCCCUUAUAGUGUCUUUACGAUCCUAACAAUGUGAUGCAUGUGUGUAUUGUGAUUAUUAUUAUUAUUGGGACUCAUGAUAAUAUUACGUCGGUAAGCGUGAGGCGAUUAGAUUGACCCAUGUGGCCUUCCAUUGUUAUAGGAGAAAUCGAUUCCCAACAUAGGUUGAGUUGGUCUGAGUCCCUCGAGGCUCGCCUAUAUUGCGAUUCUAGAUCUUGCUUACGACGUAAAUAUGUAAUCGGUAACCUGAGGACAUUGUAUACUUGGUCGAGUGCCUCAAGGGAAUAUCGUCGAAUUAAACUCAUCUUGUAUUGAUGGUAAUGACUUAAUAUAACAUCAUGAUUGGUCGAGUCCUUCGAGGCCAUGAUGGUUCAGAGGUCGAACAGGAUGAGAAUCACAAGGAGUUAUUAUCGGCAAGUGUUGCAUACCUUUUCGGGAUUAGUGUAAUUAGUCAAGUCCCUUGAUGUUACACUAAGACGUCGAAUGGAUCCCGAUCCCCACUAGAGAUCCGUUGGGGGUCUCUAAUUCACAUAUCGGAGGGAAUUGUGUGUUUCGCGAGAAAAUAGUAGGAACAUAUUAAGAUAGAAAUUUAUAUAAUUGUUUACUUUUCUAUAAAAUCUACAUGUUAUUUAUUUUGUUAUAUCUUUAUUUUUAGAACAUGUCACUUUUAAAUCACUUAUGUGGCAUAGUUGAUAUCAACCGCCUCACUACUCCAAACUACAUAGAUUGACUCCGCAACAUGAGAAUCAUUUUCAUAGUAAAAAAAAUUGCGUACGUCUUUGACAUAGUGAUGACAGACAACGAUAAGCUGAUUCCCUUAUAUUGUGACAACUACGAAGCAAUUGCUUGGGAACUCGGGUCUCAUUAGAAGAGUUCUGAGGAGGUUCCAACUUAUUAGAGAGAGAAUGACCCGAGGAAAUGUAGCAGUGGAAAGAGUUUCAUCUAAAGAUAACAUUACUAAUUCAUUGACGAAGCCGUUGUCUUAGAUUAUCUUUAAACAUCACAAGGGUUUGAUAGGGAUCAGACACUUAAGUGAUUGAGUUUAGUCAAGUGAGAGAUUGAUAGUCAUAGGUGUACUAGUCAUAUGUGCCCUGCAAACCAAUCACGUGAGUGAUGACACGUGUGAUUGGCUUUUUUUCUGGAAUUUAAUUUUUUGUUCUUUCGUUGCGCAUGUAAUGAUUUCCCAACACUCUUUUCUUAGCUUAGGGUCAACUAGCUUCUUAAGAGGGGGCACGACUUGAAUUGCUUUGUGAUACUAUGAGGAUGGGGGCUCUCCGCCUCCUUUUUAUACAUGAGGAAGAGCUGAUGAAGUCCUAGCUAGGUUAGAACUUGAAGAGUUAAUCAUUCUCAUUUGAGUAUUUGUAAGACUCUGUUUGGGGCUUCAAAUUUUAGUAGAAUUUUGAUCGGAACAGAUAUAUACUAGAAAUGUCUGUAAUUUUUAUUGCUUAGUCAAUCAAAUUUCUUGUUUCUCUUCUAAAGUUUUAUUUUUUCUUUUAAACUAAGAGCAUGGAUCUCAAUUUUUUGGGAUGGCGGAGAUUCCAUAUCUAAACCAUUCAUUUUGGGUAAAUUGAGUUACAAAUUCUUUUCUUUUUUUUGUUUAAAAAAACUAUGGUUUAAGAUUAUAUGUACUAAUAUUUUAUUAAAGAGUGAGGCGGUCCCUCCGACGUUGCGACCGUUCCUGCAGCAGAUCCCUUCUCCGCCACGGCCGUCCACCCCGCGGCCGCCAGCUCCCAAACCCACCUGAAGUCAUCGCAUGCAUCAGCAACCUCCAAGGCUUCCCCACGAAAGCCGGGAAGAGCCCGUUUCCCGUUAGCCGACACUUAGCAUCGGAAUCCCACCCGGCGCCGGCAGCAGCCGCCGCGUGUCGCUGGCUCUCCCCCCUCCCCUCCCUCGUCAUAAUGGGCGCCGCUCGCUUUCCCUCUACAUAGUAAGUUGUUGGUGCUGCUUGCCACCUGUCGGUGCCUUUUACAGGACAGAGGUUUGCUGCGUCGCCACCUUCUCCCUAGCUGCAGCGAGACGACGGGACGGCAUGGGGCCUGAAGAGAAGAAGCAGAAGAAAUGCUGCCCUCUGAGGAGGUCAAGGAAGGGCUGCAUGAAGGGCAAAGGCGGGCCGGAGAACCAGGCGUGCACCUACCGCGGAGUGCGGCAGCGGACGUGGGGCAAGUGGGUGGCGGAGAUCCGCGAGCCCAACCGGGGCGCCCGCCUCUGGCUCGGCACCUUCAGCUCCUCCCUGGAGGCUGCGCAGGCCUAUGACAACGCCGCGCGCAGCCUCUACGGUGACUGCGCCAGGCUGAACCUGUCCGACGACUCCGGCCCCAGGCGGCCGUCCGUUAAGUCGGAGGCCUCCUGCUCGCCGACCUGCUCGACGGAGACGAGCACCAGCGAGUCAAGGGCGACCUUCCCGGGGAGCGUCCAGUCGCCGGCGGGUUAUUUCUGCGGCGGCGGGGGGGGCCUUGACGACUUCGAUGACUACGUUACGGGAUUGCCGAAAGCUGAGGAUUUCGGGCUGGAGGCUUUCAGUGACAUUCCGCUCUUCGACGACGUCGGCUUCGCGGAGACAAUGUUCGACAAGGAACUGCUGAGCUUUGACGCCAUGCAAUUGUCGUGGUGUUCUUGAGCAGCUGCUCUCUCUCUCUCUCUCUCUCUCUCUCUCUCUCAUAUAUAUAUAUAUAUAUGGGGGUGUGUAUAUAUAUGGGGGUGUAAUCGGAUAUGUAGUGCAAGUAGAUUUCCAUGAAAAUAUGUAUA